This is a messenger RNA of Amaranthus tricolor (Joseph's coat), 3597 nucleotides long. Its product is annotated as probable transcriptional regulator SLK2. The transcript is spliced from 9 exons. Lineage: Eukaryota; Viridiplantae; Streptophyta; Magnoliopsida; Caryophyllales; Amaranthaceae. The coding region runs from base 807 to 3356 and encodes 849 amino acids. Gene Ontology annotation, cellular component: transcription regulator complex; nucleus. Gene Ontology annotation, biological process: negative regulation of transcription by RNA polymerase II; positive regulation of transcription by RNA polymerase II. The record is from RefSeq and is a predicted model, not a curated record.
UCUCAUUUUCUCUCUUUAAUAUCAGCAUGACUUUAUCAUUUUUGUGCUGAUCACUAUAAUAUUUUUGUUGUAAAUUUUUUAAUUAGUGUGUUUUCUUUGAAGUUUCAAUCAUUUUUAGUUUUUGCUUAUUUGCUUUUUAUUUUGUCUGAUUGAAGUUAGGUUAUUGUGUAAUUUAGCUAUCUGGGUUGUAUUGUUUUUGGUUCUUUGAGGUAGAUUAGUUUUGCUGUUUUCUUUGAAUUUUUAAGUGGGCUUAUGGUAAUUUAAGGUUUUUGGAUAUUCAAUUGAAUGUAGUUUAAAGGGAUAAAUUUGAGAUUUUGGGUUCAUUUUUGAGGGUUUUUCGAUUUUUAUGGAAAAAAUUUAGGGUUUUUUCGUUUGGUUUACUUUGUUCUAUUUUGGAUUUAUUUAGUAGAUUGUUAGGGUUUUCUUUGUAGAUAAUCAAGUUAUUGAGUUUUUAAGUUAGGUAACUUAAGUUACAAAUUAGGGUUUUCAAUUUGAGUUUUUUGGGUUUAUUUCAACUUGAUGACUAGUGUAAGAUAGCAUAGAUUGUUAAAUUUUUGUUUGCUGGUUCCCUAGGUGAUUCUUCUGCUAAUUUUAGCUUUGUUUUUUUUUUUUUUCACUAGGGCAAACACACAAAUCACUGUACGUCCGUGCAAUUUGGUAAUCUAGAGCUUUUGGAUUGGGUAAUUUUCCUGUAGUGUUCGAAUUUAAUUACAUCAUAGGCUCAAAUAAUAAGGUGAAAAGAGGGAAAAUUAGGGCUGGCUUUGGAAAGCUAUUUGGAUUCCAGCCACCAGGGAUCGGUGCCGCUAAUGGCUUCUUCUCGGGUGGCCGGAGGAUUGUCUCAAACUUCAGCAAAUUCUGGUAUUUUUUUCCAAGGAGAUGCUCAAUCUCAGAAUGUAAUUAACCCUCACUUGAGUUCAUCUUUUGGGAAUUCUGCCAAUUCAAUUCCCGGAAUAGGGCGCUCGAACCUAGGCCCAGCUUCUGGUGACAUGAGUCAGGUGAUUUUGAACAGUGUGGCAACUUCAGGGCCAAGUGUUGGAGCUAGUUCUUUGGUCACUGAUGCAAACUCCGCCUUCUCGGGAGGUCCCCAGUUGCAGAGAAGUGCCAGUAUCAACACAGAAUCUUACGGGCGUUAUCCAGGAUCGCCAAUGUCGUUUACUUCUAAUAACGUAUCUGGGUCUUCGGUAAUAGAUGGGCCAACGACAACGCAUCAGGGCGCUCAUCACGACCCUAAUUCUCAACAAGCUAUUCCGAGCCAACCGCAGUUUCCGCAAGGGGCGUCAGCGUCUCAAACGGGUCAACUUCCCCUUUCAAUGGUUGCAAGGCUCCCCAACUCUUUUAUCCAAGAUCCUUCCAGUGUGUCUCAGUAUUCGCCGCUACAAAAGAAACCUCGGCUGGAUAUUAAGCAAGAAGAAAAUUUUCAACAUCAAGUCUUACAACAACUGCUUCAGAGACAACAGGAUCCAAUGCAGUUACAGGCCAUCCUUCAGCAGCAGAGGCUACGGCAGCAGCAGCAGCAGAUGUUGCAGGCUAUGCCACCGAUGCAGCGUGUUCAGCUGCAGCAGCAACAACAUCAGCAACAACAGCAAUUGAGGCAGCAGCUUCAACAGCAAAGCAUGCAACAAAUGGCUGUCAUGAAGCACCCAUUAGACACUGGAGCUUUAUGUGUUCGUCGUGUGAUGCAAUACCUCUAUCAUCAGCGGGAGCGACCAAAAGAAAACACUAUCGCCUUUUGGAAAAAAGUAGUGGCAGAAUAUUUUGCUCCCCGUGCUAAGAAAAGGUGGUGCUUAUCGUUGUAUGACAAUGUUGGAAACCAUGCAUUAGGCGUUUUCCCUCAAGCAGCCAUGGAUGCUUGGCAUUGUGACAUUUGUGGCUCAAAAUCUGGCAGGGGAUUUGAAGCGACAUAUGAAGUGCUUCCUCGACUUAAUGAAAUUAAAUAUGGAAGUGGCGUAAUAGAUGAGCUCUUGUUUCUCGAUGUGCCUCGUGAACGUAAAUUUGCCAAUGGGAUUAUGAUGCUGGAAUUCAGUAAAGCUGUUCAGGAGAGCGUGUAUGAGCAACUUCGUGUUGUUCGUGAGGGUCAGCUCAGAAUAAUUUUUGCCCCGGAUUUGAAGAUCUUAUCAUGGGAGUUCUGUUCACGCAGUCAUGAAGAGCUGCUUCCUAGGAGGCUUGUUGCUCCACAGGUGAGUCAGCUGCUUCAAGUUGCGCAAAAAUGUCAAAGCACUCUUGCUGACAGUGGCUCCGAAGGAGUGUCAUCUCAAGAUUCACAAACAAGCAGUAAUAUGGUCGUGACAGCUGGUCGCCAACUUGCCAAGAGUUUGGAGCUACAAUCACUCAAUGACUUGGGAUUUUCUAAAAGAUAUGUUAGGUGUUUGCAGAUUGCUGAAGUUGUCAACAGUAUGAAGGACCUUAUAGAUUCGUGCCGGGAUAAUAAAGUUGGACCUAUAGAGGGCUUGAAAAGUUACUCUCGAAGCUCUGCAUCGAAGAUGCAGAUGCAAAGGAUGCAGGAAAUGGAGCAGCUUGCGAGUAUUCAGGGUCUGCCUACCGACAGGAAUUCCAUGAAUAAACUUAUGGCGAUGCAGCAGUCAGGAAUGAAUAAUCCUAACAUCGGAAACAAUCCUAACAUGGCAAACAACGCUAAUAUGCUUGCUAAUAACCGAGUUGCAUUGAAUGGGUCAGCCGCAGCUGCCUUGGCACUUACAAACUACCAGAAUAUAAUGAUGAGACAAAACUCUAUGAAUUCGAGUGCUAACUCACUUCAACACGAAGCUUCUUCGUCUCAUAACAAUCCCAAUCAAAAUCCGUCUUCCUCUUUCCAAGGGCCUUCUAGUGUCCUUUCUGGGUCAAUGCAGAACAUGCCAAUAGGCGGGUUCCAAAAUCCGCAAUUGGGUAUUCCACAGCAGCAACGAGUUAACGUUGUACCUCAACAAAAUCAACCAUUGAAUCAACAAGCAUCACAAAGCGGCCAGGCUUUGCAGCAACAUACGAUCCAGCAGCUAUUACAGGAUUAUUCCGGAAAUAAUGCAAUGGGACAGCAGAAAACCCUUGGUGGGCAAAAUAUGAAUCCAAAUGUAACUGUUAGUGGUUUAGGAUAUGUAAACAACGGCACACCGGCUACACCCGCUGCUGGAGGCAGGGGUCCCAGUCUUAGCAAGAGCAACAGUUUUAAAGCUGGUUCAAACAGCGAUUCUUCAGCAGCUGGAGGCGGUGGUUCCAAUAAUGGUUUCAAUCAGAAAGCACCGGAAAUGCCACCAAAUAUGCAUUUGACGGAGGAUAUAGUUCCGGAAUUAACACAUGAUUAUUCCGAGAAUGGGUUUUUAAGCAGUGAUCUUAACGACAAUAUGGGCUUCGGAUGGAAAUGAGAUUUAUUGGAGAGCAGACAACUAACCGGACGAUUGAUUGUGAUUUAGCACUCGUAUUAUAGGAGUUCAGGAAUCAAUGUGUACAGCAUAUUGAGAUAGUCAUCAAAUUCAACUUUUUUUUUUCUUUUUUCUUUUUGGCGUUUAAAAUUCAAGAGUCUUUAAUUUUAGAACCACAGUAAUAGUAUGUUCUGAUCUGGGCUUCUGAUUUAAUUCUGAGAGAUAAAACCUAAUGUUUUAGCAA